This is a messenger RNA of Dromiciops gliroides (monito del monte), 1091 nucleotides long. Its product is annotated as keratin-associated protein 10-3-like. The record is from RefSeq and is a predicted model, not a curated record. Gene Ontology annotation, cellular component: keratin filament. The transcript has a single exon. Bases 164 to 958 code for a protein of 264 amino acids. NCBI's taxonomy places the organism in Eukaryota, Metazoa, Chordata, Mammalia, Microbiotheria, Microbiotheriidae.
CCCACUCCUUCUCACACACACACACACACACACACACACACCCAUAGCCAGCAGCUCAAUCCCAGUGAGGCUCAAGCCCCUCCCUGCAUCAGGCACCCAGCCUCUCCCUGACACCCCUCUGCCACUCUUAGCUGCCCAAGGCACCAGCACAGCUUCUCCCAUCAUGGCAGACUCCUGUUUUUCUGGGCCCUGUGUUCCCACAGCCUCAGCCGCCUCAGUCUGCUCCAGUGAUGUGAGUUGUGGCAGCAACAUCUGCCUGCCCAGUUCUGGCAUGGGCUCCUCCUGGCAGCUGGACGACUGCCCAGAGAGCUGUUGUGAACCUGGCUGCUGUGGGCCCUCCUGCUGCCCUGCCCCAUGCUGCACACCAGCCUCCUGCCUGACCCUGGUGUGCCGCCCAGUCUGCUGUGUGCCUGCCACCUGCCAGCCAGUGUGUGCACCCAGCCCCUGCCAGUCUUUGUGCACCUCCUCCUGCUCCCCAGACUGCUGCCAGCAGUCUUGCUGCCAGCCCAUUGCCUGUGGGGCUUCCUCCUGCCAGCAGUCCUGCUCCCCAACCCCUAGUUGUGCUGCCUCUCCCUGUGCAGUGCAGUCCUGCUGCCUACCCCUCUGCUGCCAGCCCAGCUGCUGCAUUGCCCUCCCUGUGUGCUGCAAGCCCAGCUGCUGUAUGACCACAGCCUGUGCUCCAGCCUCCUCCUGCUGCCAGCCCAGCUGCUGCCGCCCUGCCUCCUGUGUGUCCCUCCUCUGCAGGCCAGUGUGCAGACCAGCCACCUGCUGUGUGCCUCUCUCCUGCAAACCCUCCUGCUGCACCACCACCUCCUCCUCCUCCUGCUGCUGUGUACCCUCCUGCUGUCCAGCCACCGGCUGCUGCCGCCCUUCCUCUUGUGUGUCCCUCCUCUGCCAGCCCACCUGCUGCAAGCCUGCCUGCUGCACUGCCACCUCUGGCCAAAAAUCCUGCUGCUGAACACAGGGCACUUGGCCUUUUCCACCCCUGACCACCUUCUGUCAGCCUCCUGCAUACAGCCCCCAAAACAUCAGGCUCAACAGGUCCACCAAGCUGAGCAAAUCACCCAACCCAGCCCACCCAGGGUCUCCCA